Equus quagga is the source of this 2105-nucleotide messenger RNA. It is a transcript of the gene SLC67A1, whose product is annotated as solute carrier family 22 member 18. The transcript is spliced from 10 exons. Gene Ontology annotation, molecular function: transmembrane transporter activity. Bases 784 to 2058 code for a protein of 424 amino acids. Gene Ontology annotation, biological process: transmembrane transport. The record is from RefSeq and is a predicted model, not a curated record. Lineage: Eukaryota; Metazoa; Chordata; Mammalia; Perissodactyla; Equidae.
GGCUCCGGAUUCUGAAGGGCACCUUCGGGGUCAACCGUACAGUCAGGUGUUAAUUUGGCAGAAUUUUAUGAAGGCCCCGGUGGAGCUGAGAAAUCUGGUUCCUGCCGAGUGGGGCGUGGGGAGCAGACAGGGCAGGCGCAGGGGGAGGCAGAGCGCCCGCCCGGAGGGCCUGGAAGGCUGAGCAGCCCUCACCCCACCCCCAGACCACUCCAGGAGUGCCCUUGGGCUCUGGCUGGAGGACCAAGGGAAAGUGGGCCUUCCCCCGAGAGUAUUUCUGUAAUGCUGGCGGGGUGGGGGGCGUCUCUGUGGACCCACGGAGGCCCCCACCCCCGCACAGAGACCCAAGCUUGCCCCACACCCUCAAAGGCACCUACCGAGCUGCAGUCAGUGGCCACUCUGGGCCUCUGUUUCCCGCUAAAAGUGGGGUGCUGGUGCCUUCCUCUGUAACGCAUGCUGGGGACAGGGUCUCCAUCUCCCAGCCCGCAGGGGCUCUGUGCCCAGAGACCCGGAGUUGGGUGUGAACGGAGAGGGCCACCUGCUGUGUUCUCCAAGGGUGAAACUGGCCCAAGGUCACAGAGCAGGUGACUGGAGAGCUGCCUCGGGGUCCUGCAGCAAUGUCCUCUCCCGCAGGCCUUCUCCUCAGGGCGAGGCCAGGCCGGCGCCGCCCGCCUCCUGCCCCGUGACUCAGCACCCUCGCCCAGCACAGCAGGACUUUUGCCCCGUGCCCGCUCCGCUGGUCUCCUGGUCACAUCCUGCCAGGGGCUCCCGCAGCGCCUGUCCAGGAUGCAGGGAGCCAGGGCUCCCAAGGCCCAUGGCCAGUCCUUGGAUGCGAUGGGCACUCUAGGGCGGCCCUGGGUCAUCCUGCUCACCUAUGUGCUGACCGCCAUGGAGCUCUCCUGCCUCUUCCUGCAGUUCUCCAUCAUCCCGUACCUGUCUCGGAGCCUUGGCCUGGAUUCUGUCGCCUUUGGCUACCAGCAGACGAUCUUCGGUGUGCUUCAGCUGCUGGGCGGGCCGCUGUUCGGCAGGUUUGCAGACCAGCGUGGGGCGCGGGCCGCGCUCACGCUCUCCUUCGUGGCGGCCUCGGCACUCUACCUGCUCCUGGCGGCCGCCUGCAGCCCAGGUCUGCCCGGCGUGGCUUUGCUUUUUGCCUCCCGCCUGCCCGCCGUGCUCAUGCACACACUGCCAGCCGCCCAGAUGAUCAUCACGGACCUGUCUGCACCCGAGGAGCGGCCCGCAGCCCUGAGCCGACUCGGCCUGUGCUUCGGCGUUGGCAGCAUCAUCGGCUCCCUGCUCGGCGGGACCCUGAGCGCUGCAUACGGCAUUCAGUGUCCAGCCUUAGUGGCUCUUGGCAUCAACCUCCUGGGAACCGUCCUCAGCUUCACCUGCAUCCCUGCUAACACCAAGGGGGCCAGCGCCCGUGCCCAGGCUGCCCCGCCAGGCAGCUCCAGGGCCAGCGUGUUCGACCCGAAGGCCAUCACCCGCCUGCUGCUGCAGCCCGGCGUCCUGCCCGUGUUCCUGGUCAAGGUGGUCUCCGGCUUCCCCUCAGGUCUCUUCAUGGUCAUGUUCUCCAUCAUCUGCAUGGACUUCUUCCAGCUGGAGGCCGCCCAGUCUGGCUACCUCAUGUCCUUCUUCGGGGUUCUCCAGAUGGUCAUCCAGGGCCUGGUCAUCGAGCGGUUGAGCCGCCACUUCUCGGAGGCCGCGCUGCUCCGGGCCAGCGUGCUGGUCUUCAUGGUGGUGGGGCUGGCCAUGGUGCUGAUGUCCAACAUCUUCCACUUCUGCCUGCUGAUGCCCGGCCUGGUCUUCAGCCUGUGUGCCCUCAAUGUGGUCACCGACAGCAUGCUGACCAAGGCUGUCUCGGCCUCCGACACGGGGACCAUGCUGGGCCUCUGCGCCGCUGUGCACCCACUGACUCGGACCCUGGGGCCCACCCUGGGCGGCCUCCUGUACCGCAGCUUCGGCGUCCCUAUCUUUGGCCACGUGCAGUUCACCGUCAACUUCCUUGUCCUCCUUUUCCUCUGGAGGCAGCCUAUGCUUCAGAAGAUGGACAAAGUCCGGUGACCACAGCCCCUGGGGCGCAGACUGGCAAUAAACUCAUUUGGGACCUC